AUGAGCUCCAACAUAAGACCGGGGACGCUUCUUCGACUCUGCUGGUGUCCGGGACUUGUGACCCUGCCGCAUGUUCCUACAACCGAUCUCUGGCAAACACAUAAGGGUGUUGAUUUUCUGUCACCAGGGGCCUUGUUUGCCAAGGUAGAAGGAGUCUAUGUCGCCAUUAGUAGCAUCCCUACUCAAAAAGCAACCGAGCUUCUCAAGCGAACCGGAGCACACCAAUUUCAAUCCCGGUGUAGAAAGAUACCCACUGGAGAACCAGGUCCCCGGUUGGCAAAGUCCAAAAGAUCCGCCAAGUUUGCUCAAAAGUCGCGGAAUCAGCCUCCCGUUCACCCGUCGCCACGCCCGUUGGAACUCACACGUCAGUUGUAA
Colletotrichum abscissum is the source of this 375-nucleotide messenger RNA. RefSeq lists its product as uncharacterized. Lineage: Eukaryota; Fungi; Ascomycota; Sordariomycetes; Glomerellales; Glomerellaceae. The transcript has 3 exons. Bases 1 to 375 code for a protein of 124 amino acids. The record is from RefSeq and is a predicted model, not a curated record.